CGCCGAACCCAACGUUCCCCAACCCGAUCGCAGCCGCCCCCCGCCGUCUAGGGUUUCGGCCCGCGCCCUCCCUCCCCAUGGCGAAGGUCAGGAGGUCGACGCCCGCCCCCGUGCCCGCGGCCAAGGCCCCGGCAGCGACGGCGAAGGCCGCGAAAGCCAAGAGCUCGGCGUCCGCGGGCGCGACGGAUACGGCCGCGAAGAGCCCCGCGGCGGCGGCGGCGGCGCCGCCAAUUGUGAUCGAAAUCCCGUCGUCCCCCGACCCCUCCGUGGGGGUAGGCUCCAAGGGGAGCAGCGGUUCCAAGAAGAAGGCGCGGAAGAGGCCCGCGCCGCAGCUCGAUCUCGACGACGAGAUCGAAAUGUGGACCCCGCGGCAGAAGAUGCUCCGCGACGAGGACUGCCAGAUCCUCGCCAGAGAUCCGUUCUCGGCCACCAGCGAGGUGGCCUCCUCGCCCGCCACCGCCAAUGACGAAAUCGCGGUCGUCGCCGAGCGGGGCAAGGUGGCGUGCAGAGAUUACCCGCAUCCGAGGUCUGCUUGCGCCAAGAACCCGUUUGGCACUACGCCUCAUGAGCGUCACUGUGACAAGUGUUUCUGCUACGUGUGCGACAUUGCUGCCCCAUGUGUGUCCUGGAAGGGUCACGGAGGGCACUGUCAUGCUUCAGAUAAAGACAAGAAGUGGAAGACUAUGAGAUUGAUCAAGAAAAGGGCGCAAGUUAAGCCUAGUUAAGUCAAUCCUAACUCUAGGUCUGGCAAUCAGUAUUUUGCAAGCGCUUGUCAGCUUGUUCUGAUAGGAGGGUUAUUUUGCAGCAACUUGUACAGAGGGUUAGUACCGGCAAUAGAUCUGUCCCAAUGCUUGGUGCAUCUGUGUGCCGCCUAUCACAAACUGAAUGAUACUCCUAUAUAAGAAGAACAUCUUCGGAGUGUCAUCAGUGUUGUGUUACAUUAAAUUCCAGCAUCUAUGUAUCUCCUGCUCUCUUUGUCCCACAAAGACUGUUUAUUUAAAAAAAUUUAGAUAAGAUAGUACCAAUGCUAGAAGUCUAAAGUACCCCUAAUAACUCUUCUUAAUCGGAUGGAUUAUUGAGUAUAAUUAAUUAUGCAUGCACGCUUGUUGAAUCUAUUAACCUUCCUUAUUUAGCAAGUCUAACUAAAUGAUCGAUUCGUUAACUGGGACAGCAAGUAUUAUGAGGGUAUUUGUUGGAUUGUCAGAAAGUUUUAUGGACACUUCUUUAUGGGAUAAAUUUUGAAGGGCUAAAUGAACGGUCACGAAUUUCAGUUCGUCUACUCCAACCCCUUGGGACCUGCAAAUUCGUCGAGACUUUGCAGUGCCCAUAGUUGUUUUUUGAGUGGCUUGCAUUUAUGAGUACCUUUGCGUCCCUUUGUUUCCCACGCGAGACUCCUCGUUGCCUGGUAUGCCACUUGGAAUUCUGCAACCUGUUUUUAUUGCAGAGAUAAAUCAGUUUCGCUGCCCUCUGCUAUAUAAACGGGCAUGAUAUGUGGUUGUUUUCCCAUCAAAGUGGACACGGGAAAAGGUCUGCCAGGAAAAUAUGGUGAAGAUAGUAGAUGUCGGAGAAGAGCCUGAUGUUAGCCGUGAUGAGGACGACUGCGUCGAGAUAGACCCUGCGGAGUUCGCCAAGAAGCUUAAUCUGAAGGAAACUGAUGAUGUGAUUCUUGUCGCUGCAAAAGGGAAGAUCGUUAAGGUGGAAGUGGAUCAACCGGAGGGCGUUGCAAAAGCGUUGUAUGGCUGUGGCCGUGAGGCCAACCAUAAACAUGAUGCUGCUGGUGAUUGCAUCGACAACCCAUACAAGAUAGAUGAAGUUGGAACGAGUCUCCUUAAGGUCGAGAUUGAUGUGGACAGGUUUGCGCUUGACAAGCCUUCUGCCAAACUCCACGGUGUCGACCACAACGUCGGCCAAUUUUUCCGUGGAGACAAAGAUGACCUCAGCAGCCACACUGUCAAAAUCAUUCCUGGCAAACUGGUGGUGAAGCUCGACAACAUCGGCGCUGAAGUCAUUCCUGACAAGGCGGUGGUAAAGUGCGAACCUGUUGGCGACAAUGGCGUCGAAGCUGAUGAAGAAGGUUCAUAUGACUACUGCCUUGAGAUGACCCCUAAGAUAAGGAUAUUUGACGAGGAAGAUGACGAGGACGUCGUUAUAGUCAGAUAGGUUCCGUCCGUGAGCGUUUGAUCCCUUGCAUGAUUCUACCAACUCAGCACUAUGUAUUCAGUCAGUAUUAACCUUUGUUCCCAGUGUGAAAAACCGACGUGUUAAACUGUCUGAUCUUCUUCGAAUUAAUACCGAAGCAAGAGAUUAUAAUUUGUUAUUGUUUCAUCUUCUAUGAUUUGAUUGCAAAUACACGGCAUAAUUAAAUCUUAA
Molecule: messenger RNA, 2370 nt
Organism: Setaria italica (foxtail millet)
Lineage: Eukaryota; Viridiplantae; Streptophyta; Magnoliopsida; Poales; Poaceae
Exons: 4
Coding region: 78-725 (215 amino acids)
Source: RefSeq, a predicted model, not a curated record